AUGGAUGGUGACGAUGAGCUGAGACAACUUGACAAGACUUAUUGUACGGGUAAUGUAGGACGACAUCGUUUUCAGUGUUUUAAUAAUGAACAUAAAUGUCUUCCAUUACGAAAGUUGGGCUCAGGCAUGAGUGACUGCUCGAAUGGUUAUGAUGAAAGUUGGUUCGGUAUUGGUACUACUCUUCGAUAUCAGCUUCCAUGUUUUAAAUGGAUCACCACUGAUUGUCCUCGUGUGAUGGAAUACAUUCAUCAAUCAUCAUCGAAGAAUUCGAUCAAUAGUAGUCUGUUCAUUGAUCAUCAACAACAAGAAUCAACAUAUCGCAUGCCGUUUCGAUAUUAUUGUAAUACUUUCUGGGAUUCAGAUCAAUACAUAGACGAGACACCUUCUUCCUGCAAAUAUUGGAUAUGUCAGCAUAGUCAAUAUCAAUGUCGAACGGGGCAGUGCAUUCUAGUUGAAUGGGUUUGUGACGGUGAAUGGGAUUGCUCAGAUGCAUCUGAUGAAGAAGCUUUUGUAUUAAUUGAAAAUUCGUCAUUUCACAAUAGAAAUUUGAAAGAUUUAUCUUUACAGUUAGAAAAAUGUCGCAAACGAUAUUCGACUGCAACAUUUUCGAAAAUCUGCAAUAUAUCUUUGGAGUUUGGUUGUUAUCUAUCUGGUGUUUCAAAUCCUUUAGACAUUCAAUUGAAUCGUCCAUGCAUUAAUCUUACUCAAAUUGGUGAUGGUGUAGAAAAUUGUUAUAAUGCUUACGAUGAAAAAAAUACAUUUAUAUCAAAUUUGAGAGGAGGACGCAUGUGGGGUUUUCAUUUUCGUUGCAAUAAUGAAGAUAUGACCUACCAAGAUGUUUGUAUACAGGGCCGUAACUGCAGCCAGAUUCAUUGCUUAAAUGAUCAAAAUAAUAAUAGAUCAUGCUCUGGCAAGGAAGAUUUCCUUUGUCUCCAUGAUAAUCGUUGCAGAAAGAAUGUGCGAUGCAAUGGAAGUCCUGACUGUUUUCAUGGAGAAGAUGAAUAUUGGUGCCCAUCUGGUUUUCUUAUAGAUGUAACAGGAUAUCGUAUAAGCAAGAAGCAAAUAUCAUUGCAACGCGAUGAAAUUCUUUCUCAAAUAUUCAAUCCCUCUGAAACCACAUUAAACAUCAGUCGACAUCAAUUAUCAGAGUUUAUUAACAGUCGUAAAAACUAUGAAUAUUUCAAAGUUCAUUCAUAUCAAUGUAAUCGAGGUAUCGCUGUUAUUCAUAUAAAUGAAACACGAUGUUUAUGCCCACCUGCUUAUUAUGGUGACUGGUGUCAAUACUUCAAUGAUCGAAUCAGUAUCAUUGCACGUAUCGAGCACGGAACACAGUCAAAGACAAUAUCAGAUCGUGUAUUCAAAAUUAAAGCCAAUAUUCUUUUUAAACAUAGAAUCAUUUAUCAUCAUGAAUUCCAUGUUGUCCCAAUGCUAGAAAGAAACUAUUUCAUCAAGCAUAAAUUUUAUCUACUUUAUUCACGUUCUUCGGAAAUGCUUGUGCAUAAGCAAAAGCGUUAUUUCAAUCGAAGCGAUGUAAUUCAUGAUCAUCCAUAUUCAAUUCACUUUGAUGUUUUUGCGUUGAAAGGUGAUAACAAUUUAGAAGAAAUUGGGCCAUGGCAUUAUCCCAUUUAUUUCGACUAUCUACCUGCAUUUCGUUUAGUCGUGGUAUUAAAAUUUCCAUCUUGGUUUGGAAAUUUAACUCUUAAUCCUUUAAAUUAUUUAACAUAUUAA
Rotaria sp. Silwood1 is the source of this 1728-nucleotide messenger RNA. The record is from the annotation of a GenBank genome assembly. NCBI's taxonomy places the organism in Eukaryota, Metazoa, Rotifera, Eurotatoria, Philodinida, Philodinidae.